AUGCUUUUAAACGCGAUAAGAAGGAGGAAGAAGAUGUUCCUUGUAAACAGAUUUAAACGACUGCUCGUCGUGGAAGAUAAUUUUUCUCCGAUGAAUUCUUUUAUUUCACGUGGCGGAAACCCUUUCCAAAAUCUUGAAAAAACGACCGUUCUUCAGGAAGCUCGUACAUUCAACGACACCCCUGUUAAUCCAAGAAAAUGUGCGCACAUUCUUACGAAAAUUUUGUACCUAUUGAAUCAAGGAGAACAAUUGGGUACAAUGGAAGCAACGGAAGCAUUUUUUGCCAUGACCAAGUUGUUUCAGUCUCGAGACGUUGUCCUGAGAAGGUUGGUCUAUCUAGGCAUCAAAGAAUUGAGUUCUUUGGCAGAAGAUGUGAUCAUAGUCACUUCGAGUCUAACAAAGGAUAUGACUGGAAAAGAAGAUUCUUAUAGAGCUGCAGCUAUAAGAGCAUUAUGUACUAUUACCGAUGCUGGAAUGCUAGCAGGUAUUGAACGUUAUAUGAAACAAGCUAUCGUGGAUCGCUCUUCUGCUGUUUCCAGUGCUGCUUUAGUCUCUUCUUUACACUUGACCAAUGUGUCUGGAGAUGUUGCACGUAGAUGGGCAAAUGAAGCUCAAGAGGCAUUAAAUUCUAAUAAUGUAAUGGUUCAGUACCAUGCUCUUGGUGUUUUAUACGAAGCACGCAAGACAGAUAAGCAUGCUGUAAUUAAGUUAAUUGCUAAGCAUUUGAGAACAUGUCCAAAAAGUCCUUAUGUAGGAUGUUUGUUAAUUAGAAUAUCGCGUAAACUAUUAGAUGGAAGCGACAAAGGAGGAGAAUUGCUGAAAUUUAUUGAAUGUUGUUUACGUCAUAAGUCAGAGAUGGUGGUGUACGAGGCAGCACAUGCCUUGCUCAAUCUUGGAAGAAAUUGCACAACGGAAAUAGCACCUGCUAUUAGCGUUCUUCAAUUAUUCUGUGGAUCUCAGAAACCAGCUCUGAGAUUUGCCGCUGUCCGAACCUUGAAUAAAGUUGCCAUAUCUGAUCCUGCUACUGUUACUGCGUGCAAUUUAGAUUUAGAAAAUCUAAUCACCGACUCGAACAGAUCUAUUGCCACACUGGCGAUUACAACCUUAUUAAAAACUGGAGCAGAAAGUUCGGUAGAUCGAUUAAUGAAGCAAAUUGCUACGUUCGUAUCGGAAAUUUCCGAUGAAUUUAAAGUUGUAGUUGUACAAGCUAUAAGGGCUCUGUGUCAGAAGUUCCCUCGGAAACACGCAGUUCUGAUGAAUUUCCUUUCUGCUAUGCUAAGAGACGAAGGAGGUCUAGAGUACAAGGCAGCAAUCGCAGAUACGAUAAUAGCUGUUAUGGAAGUAAAUGCUGAAGCAAAGGAAGCAGGUUUAGCACAUUUGUGCGAAUUCAUCGAAGAUUGCGAGCAUAUUUCGCUUGCAGUUCGCAUUCUUCACUUACUCGGCCAGGAGGGACCGACUUCGAAACAACCAUCCCGAUAUAUUCGUUUCAUCUACAAUCGCGUGAUUUUAGAAAGCGCUAGUGUUCGUGCUGCAGCAGUUACUGCGUUAGCACGUUUCGCCGCAGCAUGUCCACCGUUGUUACCAAAUGUGCUGGUUCUCUUAUCCCGUUGUCAGUUGGAUUCGGACGAUGAAGUCCGUGAUCGUGCAGCUUACUAUUGCACUAUUUUACAGCAACAAAAUGAACCAACCGUUUUACCUUUAGUACAGCCUCCUCUCCUCUCGGUUCCUAGCUUAGAACGAGCAUUACGAAAUUAUAUGCAAACAACAAUGGAGGAACCAUUCGACAUCUCACAGAUUCCACCAGCGCAAACAGCCGAAGAACCAACACAAAUAGAAAUACAUAGUACCGUGAAACAACAACCACGAUUAACACGAGAAGAAAGCUUUAUGGAAAAAUUAUCACAAAUACCAUAUUUAGCAAUAUUCAUUGGCGAUUCUUCGUUACUUAAAUCUUCGCCUGUCUUUGAAUUAACAGAAUCGGAAACAGAAUAUAAUGUUAAGUGUAUUAAGCAUACGUUCACGAAAGUUCUUGUUUUGCAAUUCGACUGCAUAAAUACUCUGUCCGAUCAGUUACUUCAGAAUGUGAGAGUAGCUGUCGAACCACCGGAAGGUUAUACAAUUACGUUGGAAACGUCAUGCCAGCGUCUACCGUACAACGAAUUAGGUACAAUAUAUACAGUAUUAACAUAUCCGGAUGAUGUUCAUGCUAGCGUUGCUACUAUGCCUACAACCUUACGGUUUACGGCUCGUGAAUGCGAUCCUGUGACAGGUGUCCCGGAUGCUGAUCAAGGAUACAACGAUGAAUAUAUGUUAGAGGAUCUAGAAGUGACUUUGGCUGAUCAAGUUCGAGGAAUUGGAAAUAGAGGAUUAGAUUUCGGUGUUGCAUGGGAUGCUGGCGUUGAGAAAGGAUAUACCAAAUUGGAAGAAACUUUUGCUUUAGGCCCAUCAGUGACCAGUUUAGAAGGGGCAAUACAAAGUCUCACGGGAUUUUUAGGCUUGGAUGCUGUAGAUCGAACCAGUCGAGUUCAGGCUGGCGCUGCUUCGCAUAAUUUAUUACUUAGCGGCAUUUUCAGAGGAGGAAAAGAAGUUCUUGCUCGUGCAAGAUUAGCGUUAUCAGACAGUCAAGUAACGAUGCAACUAUCUGUUCUAUGCCCAGAUCCAGAUGUCGCCGAAUUAAUUAUUUCUUCUGUAGGAUAAACUAUUGUUAUUAAAUCAAUUAUACACGUAUCAUAUAUCGAAGGAUU
Molecule: messenger RNA, 2744 nt
Organism: Eufriesea mexicana
Lineage: Eukaryota; Metazoa; Arthropoda; Insecta; Hymenoptera; Apidae
Gene: gammaCOP
Product: coat protein (coatomer) gamma
Exons: 7
Coding region: 1-2697 (898 amino acids)
Biological process (GO): organelle transport along microtubule; protein secretion; intracellular protein transport
Cellular component (GO): COPI vesicle coat; endoplasmic reticulum-Golgi intermediate compartment; endoplasmic reticulum
Molecular function (GO): structural molecule activity
Source: RefSeq, a predicted model, not a curated record